Nerophis lumbriciformis (worm pipefish) is the source of this 3200-nucleotide messenger RNA. RefSeq names its product 5'-3' exoribonuclease 2 (gene xrn2). Gene Ontology annotation, biological process: nuclear-transcribed mRNA catabolic process. Lineage: Eukaryota; Metazoa; Chordata; Actinopteri; Syngnathiformes; Syngnathidae. The record is from RefSeq and is a predicted model, not a curated record. Gene Ontology annotation, molecular function: RNA binding; 5'-3' RNA exonuclease activity. Gene Ontology annotation, cellular component: nucleus.
ACAAUCGACACAACCUGGAAGUAGUACACAUAGCCUAGCAGCAUGUUGCGGCAAUUAAAUCGUGUAUAAUUGUGACGUGAUUGUUGUUUUACCGGAAACAUUUUAACCGUUCCAUACGCGCUUAUACAUUUUUAUUACACCGCAGGGUAACAAUUGUUCACCGGAGAUGGGAGUCCCGGCAUUUUUCCGUUGGCUUAGUCGAAAAUAUCCCUCCAUUAUUGUACAUUGUGUGGAAGAGAAGGGUAAAGAGUGUAAUGGAGUCCGCAUCCCCACCGACACCACCAAACCGAACCCCAACGAGGUGGAAUUUGACAAUUUGUACUUGGACAUGAACGGGAUCAUUCACCCUUGUACACACCCAGAAGACAAGCCGCCGCCCAAAAACGAAGACGAGAUGAUGGUGGCCAUUUUUGAGUACAUUGACCGCCUGUUCAAUAUUGUGAGGCCCAGGAGAGUUUUGUACAUGGCCAUUGAUGGUGUGGCUCCACGCGCCAAAAUGAACCAACAGCGCUCUAGGCGUUUCCGGGCCUCUAAAGAAGGGGUGGAGCUCACAGAGGAGAAGCAGCGCAUCAGAGAGGAGAUCAUCCAAAAAGGAGGGUACCUUCCACCUGAUGAGAUUAAAGAGAGAUUUGACAGCAACUGCAUCACUCCAGGCACAGAGUUCAUGGAUAACCUGGCACAGUGUCUUCGUUACUAUGUCGCAGAAAGACUCAGUAACGACCCUGGAUGGCAAAAUGUCACGGUCUUCCUGUCUGAUGCCAGCGUUCCUGGUGAAGGAGAGCACAAGAUCAUGGACUACAUCAGGAGACAGAGAGCUCAGCCCAACCACGACCCCAACACACAUCACUGCCUUUGUGGUGCCGAUGCUGACCUGAUCAUGCUUGGGCUGGCCACACACGAGCCCAACUUCACCAUCAUCAGGGAGGAGUUUAAGCCCAACAAGCCCCGCCCCUGUGCGCUCUGUGGACAAAUUGGUCAUGAGAUCAAAGAGUGUCAGGGCAUGGCACGAGAGAAGCAAGGAGAGCAUGAUGAAUUUGCAGAUACACUGCCAGUGUCUGAGCAGGAGUUCAUCUUCAUCAGACUGUGUGUGCUGAGAGAGUACUUGUCUAGAGAGCUGACUAUGGCCAGUCUUCCCUUUCCUUUCGACUUUGAGAGGAGCAUUGAUGACUGGGUUUUCAUGUGCUUCUUUGUUGGAAAUGACUUCCUUCCUCAUCUGCCGUCCUUAGAAAUCAGAGAGGGGGCUAUUGAUCGACUGGUCAGAAUCUACAAAGAUGUUGUUCACAAAACUGGAGGCUACCUGACGCAUGACGGCUACGUGAACCUGGAGCGAGUUGAGCUGAUCAUGCAGGCAGUAGGCGUGGCGGAGGACAACAUCUUCAAAAAACGCAAAGAAGAUGAUGAAAGCUUUAAGAGAAGGAUGAAAGACAAACGAAGCCGGAUGAAGCGUCAAGGCCCCGCCUACCUCACAACAGGCCAGUUCUCUCCUCAUGCACUGGGGAGAGGACGCCAGCCUGAUGCUGUGGAGAACGCUCGUCACCAAGCCUAUGACAUGAGGAUGCAGUCCAACAGGGACGCCGCCCAGUCCCUGAAGGCCAUGUUAAGGAAUGGUGCAAAUCAGGGCACGUCAUCUGAUGACGCCAAUAACAGAGGUAUGAAGAGGAAGAGUGCAGACAGUGACGAUGAGCCCGAACCAGAAGACAACGUCAGGUUGUGGGAGGAGGGCUGGAAGCAGCGCUACUACAAGACCAAGUUUGACGUGGAUGUUUCAGACGAAGACUUCAAGCAGAAGGUGGUCCAGUCCUACGUGGAGGGUCUGUGCUGGGUGCUGCGCUACUACUACCAGGGCUGCGCCUCCUGGAAGUGGUACUUCCCCUUUCACUAUGCCCCCUUUGCCUCUGACUUCAAGGACAUUCAAGGAAUGUUCAGUGACUUUGAGAAAGAAACCAAACCGUUCAAGCCUCUGGAACAGCUGAUGGGAGUGUUUCCUGCUGCAAGUGGCAACUUCCUGCCAGAAACUUGGCGGAAUUUGAUGAUGAGUCCAGACUCCUCCAUCAUAGACUUCUAUCCUGAUGACUUCGCUAUUGACCUUAACGGGAAAAAGUACGCCUGGCAAGGUGUGGCAUUGUUGCCCUUCGUAGACGAGCGUCGUCUGCGGGCGGCUCUGGCAGACGUCUAUCCCCACCUCACGCCCGAAGAAGUGAGGAGAAAUAGUCUGGGAAGCGACUUGGUGUUUGUUGGGAAGUCUCACCUGCUUUCCGAUUUCAUCCAGGAGCUCUACCGUGCAGAAUCUCAUGAGAGCACUGAGAUCCCUGCGGAGCUCUGUCAUGGAAUCCAAGGUACAUUGUCUCUAGAUGGCGACCCUAUUCUACCAGAUAAGAGCGUGAGGUCACCCAUACCGAUGCUCCGUGACAUUGCACAGAACAGCGCCAUCGGAGUGAAGUUCAAGGACCCUCAAUUUGCUGACAACUUUGUGUUCAAGGCAGUUCUUCUUCCUGAAGCCAAGAUUCCCAAUAAUGUCCUCAAGCCAGAAGACUGGGAUAAACGGGAAAAUCAGCCUUGGAGACCCCAGCUGGGUUUCAAUCCACACAGGCAGCAGGCUCAUUUGGAUCAAUCAGGCUUCAGAGCUCUGGGUCACUCUUUGAACAGAAACCAACAUGGCAGAGGACAGUACAGCAAUGCCCCACCACCCGGCAACUACCACCACCAAGGAAACUACCGCUCCCCUCGUGGCGGCGGCGGCCAUCAACAGGCCUACCAACAUUCCAAACCAGGCAGCUUGUUGGGAACGCCGCCGUCCUUCCAGUCUCAGUCUCAGUCUCAAUGGCAGCAGCGAGGCGGUAGAGGCGGUUGGGAUCGAACCAUGCAGUCGCAGCAGGCGGCGUACCAACACGACAGGAGCCACGGCGGGGGUGGCGGCCCCAGCAGCUACCAGCAGCGCUACGAGCCGCAAAGAGACAACUGGCGUGAGCAAAGAGGACAGGACAAACGGGGACAACAGUACCAGGGUUCCAACAGAGGUUAUGCCAUGCCGCCUCCUUCCAAUCGAUACAACUGGAAGUAAAGAAGACUCUUUUUCUUUUUAAUUCUACUUUUGUCCAAGCAGUUGUUUUAACGUCCAAUCAGAAAGGACAAAGUCUUUUGAGAGAUUCUCCAACAUCUUUUAAUAACUUGUCCAAUAAAACAAGUUUUGAUGAAUUCAA